Molecule: messenger RNA, 873 nt
Organism: Panthera uncia (snow leopard)
Lineage: Eukaryota; Metazoa; Chordata; Mammalia; Carnivora; Felidae
Gene: STX8
Product: syntaxin 8
Exons: 8
Coding region: 49-759 (236 amino acids)
Biological process (GO): vesicle fusion; intracellular protein transport
Cellular component (GO): endomembrane system; SNARE complex
Molecular function (GO): SNARE binding; SNAP receptor activity
Source: RefSeq, a predicted model, not a curated record
UCAGCUGCCGCGAGCAGGAAGUGUCCGAAGGCGGGCGGAGACAGCGCGAUGGCCCCGGACCCCUGGUUCUCCACGUACGAUGCCACCUGCCAAAUCGCGCAAGACAUCGCCGAGAAAAUCCAACAGCAAAAUCAGCAUGGAAGAAGUGGUGAAAAUACAAUCAGGCUGACCGUGACAAUCAGAGCUUUGUUGCAGAGUCUGAAGGAAAAGAUCGCCCUUUUGAAGGACUUAUUGCUAAGAGCUGUGUCAACACAUCAGAUAACACAGCUUGAAGGAGACCGGAGACAGAACCUUCUGGAUGAACUCAUAACCCGGGAGAGGCUACUUCUGGCAUCCUUUAAGAACGAGGGGGCAGAGCCCGAUCUCAUCAGGUCCAGCCUGAUGACUGGAGGGGCUAAGCAAGGAGUACCCAACCCUUGGCUCUUCGAGGAGCCAGAGGAGACCAGAGGCCUGGGUUUUGAUGAAAUCCGGCAACAGCAGCAGAAAAUUAUCCAAGAACAGGAUGCAGGCCUCGAUGCCCUGUCCUCUAUCAUAAGUCGUCAGAAACAGAUGGGAAAGGAGAUUGGGAAUGAACUAGAUGAACAAAAUGAGAUAAUUGAUGACCUCGCCAACCUGGUGGAGAACACAGACGGGAAACUCCGCACGGAGACCAGGCGUAUGAACAUAGUGGACAGAAAGUCAACAUCUUGCGGAAUGGUCAUGGUGAUUUUACUGCUGCUCGUGGCCAUUGUGGUCGUGGCGGUCUGGCCCACCAACUAGCGGCAGUGAAGGGCCCCCCCCAGCUGUGACACCCGCCAGCGACGGACAAAAGCUCGGCACCCCGUUGGUACGCGAAAAAGCUGCUCCCAAUAAAUUCCCCCCCGACGCUCUGAA